AUGACUGCUGCGUGGAAAGCCGCCGGUUUGACCUACAACCGCUACCUGGCCAUUGCCGCCCGUACCGUCCGUCGCAGCCUCAACGAGGAGAAGAGAGUCGCUGUUGAGCGUCGCGGCGAAAUGGAGCUCCGUUUCGCCAAGUGGGAGAAUGGCAAGAUGGGUGAGCCCAAGGACCUGGGCAAGGCCAACAUUGCUGCCAUGGCCGAGCACGGCACUUCUUCGUAA
Messenger RNA from Cordyceps militaris CM01, 225 nucleotides. Its product is annotated as mitochondrial ATP synthase epsilon chain domain-containing protein. Gene Ontology annotation, cellular component: mitochondrial inner membrane. The coding region runs from base 1 to 225 and encodes 74 amino acids. NCBI's taxonomy places the organism in Eukaryota, Fungi, Ascomycota, Sordariomycetes, Hypocreales, Cordycipitaceae. Gene Ontology annotation, biological process: proton motive force-driven mitochondrial ATP synthesis. Gene Ontology annotation, molecular function: proton-transporting ATP synthase activity, rotational mechanism. The transcript has 3 exons. The record is from RefSeq and is a predicted model, not a curated record.